Molecule: messenger RNA, 3000 nt
Organism: Pogoniulus pusillus (Red-fronted tinkerbird)
Lineage: Eukaryota; Metazoa; Chordata; Aves; Piciformes; Lybiidae
Gene: PRPF38B
Product: pre-mRNA processing factor 38B
Exons: 6
Coding region: 123-1763 (546 amino acids)
Cellular component (GO): precatalytic spliceosome
Source: RefSeq, a predicted model, not a curated record
GCCAUCUUGUCGGCGGUUGGCGGAGCAGCGCCCGGCCCGGCAGCCCGCGCUCUGGUGUGGCGCGGCCGUUCGUCCGCCUCGCAGGCCGCCUGCCGUCGCCCCGCUCCGGGCACCGAGCUACCAUGGCCAACAACAGCCCCGCCGUCGGCGCCGGUAAUUGCCAGGGGCAGCAAGCGGUCCAGCACCAGCCUGGCGCCGUCCCGCCGACCCAGCAGCAGCUGCAGAGCGGAGCCCCCAAGCCGGCGGCCUCAGGGAAGCAGGGCAACGUGCUGCCGCUGUGGGGAAAUGAGAAGACCAUGAACCUGAACCCCAUGAUCCUCACCAAUAUCCUCUCAUCGCCGUACUUCAAGGUGCAGCUCUAUGAGCUCAAGACUUACCAUGAAGUAGUGGACGAGAUCUACUUCAAGGUUACACAUGUUGAACCAUGGGAAAAAGGGAGUAGGAAAACAGCAGGCCAGACAGGGAUGUGUGGCGGGGUGCGUGGUGUUGGAACUGGAGGAAUUGUGUCUACUGCCUUUUGUCUGCUCUACAAAUUAUUUACACUGAAACUCACUCGUAAGCAAGUCAUGGGCCUUAUAACUCAUACAGACUCUCCAUAUAUUAGGGCUCUUGGAUUUAUGUAUAUAAGGUAUACACAGCCACCUACUGAUCUAUGGGACUGGUUUGAAUCCUUUCUUGAUGAUGAAGAGGACCUGGAUGUGAAGGCAGGUGGGGGUUGCGUUAUGACCAUCGGGGAGAUGCUUCGUUCCUUCCUCACUAAGCUUGAAUGGUUUUCCACACUGUUUCCAAGAAUUCCUGUGCCCGUCCAGAAAACGAUUGACCAGCAAAUUAAAAGCAGACCUAGAAAAAUCAAGAAAGAUGGCAAGGAGGGGAUGGAAGAAAUAGAGCGGCACGCAGAACGUAGACGUUCAAGGUCUCCAAGACGGUCCAUCAGUCCCAGGAGGUCACCCAGAAGAUCCAGAAGUAGAAGUCAUCAUCGAGAAGGCCAUGGAUCAUCUAGCUUUGAUAGAGAACUAGAGAGAGAAAGAGAACGGCAGAGAUUAGAACGUGAAGCUAAGGAGAGAGAAAAGGAAAGGCGGAGAUCUCGAAGUACCGAUCGUGUGCUGGAACGGAGGCGCAGCAGAAGCAGGGACAGAUACAGGAGCCGUAGCCGAAGUCGUGACAGGAAAGACAGAAGAGACCGGGAUAGGGAGCGAGAGAAAGAAAACGAAAGGAGCCGGAGAAAAGAGAGAGAUUAUGAUAAGGAAAGAGGUAGCGAGAGAGAGAAAGAUAGAUCUAGAGAAAGAUCCAAAGAAAGGAAAAGUAAGGGUGAUUUAGACGAGAGAAGGCACAAGGAUGACAAGGAUGACAAGAAGCACCGGGAUGACAAGAGGGAUUCCAAAAAAGAGAGAAAGCAUAGUAGAAGUCGAAGCCGGGAAAGAAAGCAUAGGAGUAGGAGCCGAAGUAGGAACACAGGUAAGCGCAGUAGAAGUAGGAGCAAAGAGAAAUCAAGUAAACAUAAAACUGAAAGUAAAGAGAAGUCAAAUAAGCGGAGCAGGAGCAGAAGCAGAGGGAGAACAGAUAGUGUUGAGAAGUCCAGAAAACGAGAUCGGAGUCCCAGCAAAGAAAAGCCUAGAAAGCGUAGCAGAAGCAAAGAACGUUCCCACAAACAUGACCACAGUGAUGGCAAGGACCAUGUGGACAAACACGAUCGGCGGAGGAGCCAAAGCACGGAACGAGAGAGCCAAGAAAAGCAACAGAAAAACAAAGACGAGACUGUGUGAACUCUUUUCAGAAGUGGAUCACAUUGAAUCCUAUAAAUGUUUGAUUAAAUCCUGCUUAUUUUUUCUUAAAGUUAAGAUCGUGCAGUAGUUCAUGAGCACUCUUCUCCAACCUCCCUCUAGGCUGCAGAUUGUCAUUUCCUAUUUUGGGUAGGGAAGUGCCUUUGUAAACCCAUUCAGCGCAUUGACGGUUUCAAACCAUUUGUUUCGUUUAAUUCGUAAUGCAGAGAUUGUUCUUGCAUUUUUAUUGUUCAGAUGUUUCUGAAAUGUACAUUCUGUACAUAUGUCCUGAAAAUGUUUUAUUUCCUUUGGCAUGGUUGCCAUGUUGGUUCAAUUUGUAUGAGGCAAUAAACCGCCACUAAUUCUACUUCGUUUUGUAGAUGUGGAAUUAUGGUUUGUAUCCUGAAGUUAGCAUGGCUGUGCUCUACAUAAUAGUAUGGCUUUUAGGAAUGGAUCUGGAAUGUGUAUUAUAGCUGAGAUAUUUAUGUGCAUACAGCGUGCAUUGAGGGUUGCAGAUUUAGAACUAACAUUUGUCCACUGUACCUGCUGGUUUUGUUGUUCUUUUGUUGGUUUUUUUUUUACCCUUCUAAAAUGUAUUGCAUUGUUGAUCACCACUGGUGUCGAGAGUGGAUUUUCAAGAAGAUAGUGCUUUUGAUGCGAAGAUCUAGGUUAUGUUGGGGCUUCUUUAGAAAGGCUACCUCAAGUGGACACUGUAAGGGGUGGCAGAUGAUCACUGUAGCCAUCUAUGUGUUAUAUUUGACAGGAAGAUCCAUGUAAGCUUCCUUUUUUUUAAUUUUUUUUUUUUUAAGAACACAGUUUAUCCGUUUGUGGUCUUUAAUGCUUUUACUCAACAGCUGCACUCUCAUUUAUGAUAACCUUGGGCUAAUAAAGGCAUUUAAGAUGGAAAGAGGGAGGUAAGAAGAAGAAAAUUAUUACAAAGGAUUUCAGUUUCCAGCUUCCAAAGCAUUUUUAUAAGUGUAAACAUUUAAAGUAAAAAUUACCUGAUAGUGUCCUUUUUUAAGUCAUAUUUUCUACAAAUACUAAGGAUUGCAGUUUGUGCUGAAUGUUUCAUCUGGCAGUUUGCUUUUCUUUUUAAACAUGGUGUUAGAAGCAAAACCCAAAAUGCAUUAUGGAAAAAAAAAAUCAUACCCUUGAAGUCCAAAUCUAUUUGAUAGAUGAUUCUGAUGUAUACUAAGUGAGGAGAACCAUCUGGAAUAAACUCUCAAUUAAUUCCUUUGUA